Molecule: messenger RNA, 2034 nt
Organism: Exserohilum turcica Et28A
Lineage: Eukaryota; Fungi; Ascomycota; Dothideomycetes; Pleosporales; Pleosporaceae
Exons: 1
Coding region: 1-2034 (677 amino acids)
Biological process (GO): protein phosphorylation
Molecular function (GO): protein kinase activity; ATP binding
Source: RefSeq, a predicted model, not a curated record
AUGUCCAUGUUCCGCAGGCCAGGCGAUUCAUCGUCAAGUUCAGACAGCUCCGAAGAAGAAAGCGAGUAUGAAGAAACAAGCAACCCGCAGCAGGAUAGUGUUCUGUCCAGGAUCAACACGCUGGAUUCUGCUUCCUCGGGCCAGCCUAUUCAGCCCCAUCGACCCUCUCUAGAUCCACGGCAAAGCUCAGCACAGAAUGUUCGAGAUCUUUUGCUGCAUUCGCUGCUGGAGGAACGGACUAUCCGCGAAGUUGCGGCACAGCUAGGCAAAGACCCAUCUGAUCCUGAAGCGCAGAGAUUGGGCAGGGCUUCAUACAAGGAAAUUGCCCGUCAGAUUUCCAACAAUGUCGACGACGCUUAUGCCAGCGAUGAAAUGCAAAGCCAUCGGAGCACGGCAAACGAGGGCAUCAACAGGCUCACCCGAAGCAAUCUGAGCAAGCUUGCGGUUAUCCCAGAAGUAUCCUCACAGGCUUUGGUUGCACGAGCAGGGAACGGAGUGCCUCAACAGCCGUCUUUGGGGUUCGAUAUCUUGUCUGGAAUAUCGGGCCCAGUUCAGCUUCAACUACGGGGCUAUCCUCAUCUGCAGACGGAUCGGUAUAUUCGAGAGUUUUCCGAGUUGGAGGUUGUUGGAAAAGGAGGAUAUGGCAAGGUGUUCAAAGCCAAACACAAGCUCGAUGGGUCAUUCUAUGCCGUCAAGAGGAUCCCUGUGAGCGCUGCCAAGGUGGCCAGAAUCCAAGAGCACGGGCCCGAGGAGUUGGAAAGCAUGCUGGAGGAAGUUCGCUCACUGGCUCGAUUCGACCACAACAAUAUCGUUCGGUACCACAAUGCCUGGUUGGAGUUUACCACAUUGCCUGCCGAAACUGCGAAUGUACCGGAUAUAGCGGUGCUUCGAGACGAUCGUCUCCUGGAAGAUCGGGCUGCGUUUCCGACCUCGUCUAUGGGCACCAAUGAUCUCCAUUCCAAGCUGGACAGCCUGAGUUUCGACGACCCUCUCAUUAGGACUGAGAACAGUAAUAGUGCUGGGAUCAUCUUUGAGUUUAGCGAACCCGGAGUGGGGGCGCAAGAGGCUCCGACUGAAAGUGGUAGUAUUUGUAUUAAGGAAACAAUUACACAAAUUAGACGGUCAAAGCGACGCGGUAGCCAGGCGAGUCAGAUGACGAUAGCGACAAUCUCGUCGACCAAGUCCCGAAUGAGCGCCGUAGAGGAUGCAGACGAAGAAGAGGACGACGACAUUGAGAACAUUCCUCGGUCGCACAUGCCGUACUCUCAAGAAAGCAUGUCGGAAAUGUCAGACAGCAUGAUUUCGAACAGCGACGCGCCCCAGCACCUGAUGAAGAAGCGGAAUCUCGGUCCGGUCCUGACGCUGAACGUGCAGAUGAGUCUCUGCGAAACCAACCUCGCUGCGUUCCUCUCAUCCGAGCAAGCUGGAAUCGCCAGCCAACAUUGCUUCCACGCCUGCGUAUCGCUGGAGCUGCUCAACAACAUUGUCUCAGGGGUGGAAUACCUUCACAGUCAAGGUGUUGUCCACCGCGAUCUCAAGCCCGCCAACGUAUUUCUCUCACUGUCUACGGCUCGCCAUGCGCCCUACGGGUCCAUCGAUAUGUCGAGCUGUAAGCAGUGCCCCGAGCGUGAGCACCUCCACAUGACACCCCGGAUCGGCGACUUUGGGCUGGUAGCAGCGCUGAGCGACAAGUGCACGAUGCCUGAAACGCUUGCCAAGCCGGUGGGCACGGAAUUCUAUCGCCCUGCCGCGAGCAGCAUGAGCAGCAUCAACGAGAAGCUCGACAUCUUUGCUCUGGGCGUCGUCGCCUUUGAAAUGCUGCACAAAUUCAGCACCCGCAUGGAGCGAAUCGCUGCCCUCACCGAGUUGCGCCGAGGCUUUUUCCCCCAUUGUUUCGCACAGAGUCAUGGCGACGCCGGCCUCGACAUUCAGCUAUUCAUCUCCAGCAUGAUGCACCAUGACGACCAACAGCGUUUGAGCUGCGAGCAGGUCAAGCACGAGAUUAAUAACCUGGUGCGCCGCCUCAAGGCAUAA